This is a messenger RNA of Thermothielavioides terrestris NRRL 8126, 2664 nucleotides long. RefSeq lists its product as uncharacterized. The record is from RefSeq and is a predicted model, not a curated record. Gene Ontology annotation, molecular function: iron-sulfur cluster binding; NADH dehydrogenase (ubiquinone) activity. The transcript is spliced from 6 exons. Gene Ontology annotation, biological process: ATP synthesis coupled electron transport. The coding region runs from base 146 to 2548 and encodes 800 amino acids. Gene Ontology annotation, cellular component: membrane. Lineage: Eukaryota; Fungi; Ascomycota; Sordariomycetes; Sordariales; Chaetomiaceae.
GGCACGUCCCUUGAACCCCGGCUGCUGCUUGGAAACGACUCCAGAAGCAGCUCAAACUGCCGCCACCAGUGCUGGAGAAACCCCCUUCUCCUCCGGCAACGUCCGCCCCCAUCUCCGCUCCUUUAUCCACCAUCGAGACGGCAGCAUGUUGAGGCAGACAUUGGCCCGUUCGGCCUGGCGGACCGGCGGCCACCCUGCCCGCGCGGCCAGCCGGGCCUUUUCGGCGACAACUCAGAGACCGGCCGAGGUCGAGCUCACAAUCGAUGGGAAGAAGGUCUCGAUUGAAGCCGGGUCUGCCUUGAUCCAAGCGUGCGAGAAGGCUGGCGUCACCAUCCCGAGAUUCUGCUACCAUGAGAAACUCAUGAUCGCCGGCAACUGCCGUAUGUGCCUCGUCGAAGUCGAGCGGUCACCCAAGCCGGUCGCGUCGUGCGCAUGGCCCGUACAAGCCGGCAUGGUCGUGAAGACCAACUCUCCCUUAACACAUAAGGCGCGGGAAGGCGUUAUGGAAUUCCUCCUGGCAAACCACCCGCUCGACUGCCCCAUCUGCGACCAGGGUGGUGAAUGCGAUCUUCAGGACCAGUCAAUGCGGUAUGGCGCCGACCGUGGCCGGUUCCACGAGAUCGGCGGGAAGCGUGCCGUGGAGGACAAGAAUAUCGGCCCGCUCAUCAAGACAUCCAUGAAUCGGUGUAUCCACUGCACGAGGUGCGUCCGGUUCGCCAACGAUAUCGCCGGCGCUCCCGAGCUGGGCUCUACCGGCCGCGGCAACGACCUCCAGAUCGGCACCUACCUUGAGAAAAAUCUGGACUCGGAACUCUCCGGCAACGUCAUCGACCUCUGCCCCGUCGGAGCUCUGACUUCCAAGCCGUAUGCUUUCCGCGCCCGUCCUUGGGAGCUAAAACGUACCGAGUCCAUUGACGUUCUGGACGGUCUCGGCUCGAAUAUCCGCGUGGACUCGCGCGGCCUUGAGGUUAUGCGCAUCCUUCCCCGGCUCAACGACGACGUCAACGAGGAGUGGAUUAACGACAAGACCCGGUUUGCGUGUGACGGUCUUAAGACGCAGAGACUUACGAUCCCCCUGGUGCGCAGGGAAGGAAAGUUCGAACCUGCGACGUGGGAGCAGGCCCUCACCGAGAUUGCUCACGCGUACCGGACCCUCGAGCCCAAGGAGAAUGAGUUCAAGGCGAUCGCAGGCCAGCUCACCGAGGUCGAGUCUUUGGUCGCCAUGAAGGAUCUGGCGAACAGGCUGGGUUCGGAGAACCUCGCGCUCGACAUGCCCGGCGGCAGCCAGCCGAUCGCCCACGGUAUCGAUGUGCGGUCCAACUACCUCUUCAACUCCCGCAUCUGGGGCAUCGAGUCGGCCGACUGCAUUCUCCUGGUGGGCACCAACCCGCGGCACGAGGCUGCCGUCCUGAACGCCCGCAUUCGCAAGCAAUGGCUGCGGUCAGACCUCGAGAUCGGUGUCGUUGGCCAGACCUGGGAGUCCACCUUCGAGUUCGAGCACCUCGGCACCGACCUGGCUGCCCUCAAGGCGGCCCUGGCCGGCCCCUUCGGCAAGAAGCUCCAGGCGGCCAAGCGGCCCAUGAUCAUUGUGGGCUCGGGCGUCACGGAGCAUCCCGACGCCAAGGCGUUCUACGAGACCGUCGGCCAGUUCGUCGACAAGAACGCCGCCAACUUCCUCACGGAGGAGUGGAACGGCUACAACGUCCUGCAGCGGGCUGCGUCCCGCGCGGGUGCGUUCGAGGUCGGCUUCGUGACGCCCUCCGCCGCCGUCGCCGAGACCAAGCCCAAGUUCAUCUGGCUGCUGGGCGCCGACGAGUUCGACGAGGCCGACGUGCCCAAGGACGCCUUCAUCGUCUACCAGGGCCACCACGGCGACCGCGGCGCCCAGAUCGCCGACGUCAUCCUGCCCGGCGCCGCCUACACCGAGAAGGCCGGCACGUACAUCAACACGGAGGGCCGCGUGCAGAUGACGCGCGCCGCGACCGGCCUGCCGGGGGCCGCCCGCACCGACUGGAAGAUCAUCCGCGCGGCGAGCGAGUUCCUCGGCGCUCCGCUGCCCUACGACGACGUCGCCCAGCUGCGCGACCGCAUGGUCGAGAUCAGCCCGGCCCUAGCCGCCUACGACGUCGUCGAGCCCGUCGCCCUCAAGCAGCUCAGCAAGGUCCAGCUGGUCGACCAGAACAAGGGCGCCAAGCCGACCGGCGCGCCGCUGCGCCAUGUCAUUGAGAACUUUUACUUUACCGAUGUCAUUUCGAGGAGCUCCCCCACAAUGGCGCGCUGCUCGGCCGCCAAGGCGACGGGGCGACCCGCGCACCAACUUCAUGGCGCCCGGCAUGGAGGAGGACAGGCCGAUGGGGCAGGUCGCGUAUGGGGCGUAGUUAGAGAAAAAAGAAAAAGAAAAUAUGAAAGAAAGGAGAGAUAUACAGGUGGUUUUUCCUUUGUGUUGUGCUGUUGUUGUUGCGGGUGGUGGCCGUCGGUUGUUGAUGGUGUUGUAAGAAGGGCAGUUAGACACACUACCGUACCUACCUACCUACCAACCUGUUCAUAACUCACGCCGUCCUGUGCCGCGGACCUAGCCGCCCUGCCCUGUUGGUGCUGCCCAUGGGUGCUUAGAUGCCCUGCAUUCCUGGUGUACGGUUCGGUUCAGUUCGGUUCACCUGGGUC